Molecule: messenger RNA, 1619 nt
Organism: Mycetomoellerius zeteki
Lineage: Eukaryota; Metazoa; Arthropoda; Insecta; Hymenoptera; Formicidae
Gene: snRNP-U1-70K
Product: small ribonucleoprotein particle U1 subunit 70K
Biological process (GO): mRNA splicing, via spliceosome
Cellular component (GO): precatalytic spliceosome; U2-type prespliceosome; U1 snRNP
Molecular function (GO): mRNA binding; U1 snRNA binding
Source: RefSeq, a predicted model, not a curated record
GUGACCAACCAGCCAUUUUGUUGAGUGCGAGAGGAUGCCAUCGAUCUCCUGUUUGUUUUACUUAUUACUUAUUUAGUGAAUAAAUUGAUAUAAUUGUGGUACAAUAGUUCGCGAUAUUUCGCCAGAAUGACGCAGUUCUUACCGCCAAAUUUGUUGGCAUUGUUUUCGCCGCGCGAACCGAUUCCGUAUUUGCCACCUGCUAGCAAACUUCCGCAUGAGAAGAAAAACGGUGGUUACGCCGGCGUCGGGAUCUUUCUCAAGUAUUUCGAGGAUCCUAAGGAUACUCCACCACCUGUGCGUGUAGAGACUCGAGAAGAACGAUUGGAGCGUAGACGAAGAGAACGUGCAGAACAAGUUGCAUAUAAACUCGAACAAGAAAUAGCAGUAUGGGAUCCAGCUGGCAUUUCCAAUGUUACGGCAGAUCCUUUCAAGACUCUCUUUGUAGCUCGAAUUAAUUAUGACACCUCAGAAUCUAAACUGAGAAGAGAAUUUGAAGUAUAUGGACCAGUAAAAAAGAUUGUGGUAACACAUAAUACAAUUAAUGGCAAGCCUAGAGGAUAUGCUUUCAUUGAGUAUGAGCAUGAAAGAGAUAUGCACUCGUGGUGGCCGCUGCCGGCAACUAGUGCCAUUCACUAUUCCAUGCAAUCCCUGAACCUGCCUGAUAAGAUAGCUGCAUAUAAGCAUGCGGAUGGUAAGAAAAUAGACGGCCGCAGAGUAUUAGUCGACGUUGAGCGAGCGAGAACGGUGAAGGGUUGGCUGCCUCGAAGACUCGGCGGCGGCUUAGGUGGUACUCGUAGAGGUGGUCCUGACGUCAACAUCAAACAUUCAGGACGGGAAGAUAAUGAAAGAGAGCGGGAGCGAUAUCGCUUGGAACGUGAGAGAGAAACCUCAGGACGUGGCCUGGAUAGAGACAGAGAUCGUGACCGUUUAGAUAGAGAACGUCGCAGAUCACGCGAUCGUAAGCGAAGGACUAGGAGUAGAUCACGCGAACGCAGACGCAGACGAAGUCGCGACCGACUGCCGGAUCCCGAUAUUGAAGAAAUCGACCGUCCACGUGACAGAAGAGAUCGUGAUCGUGAUCGCGAUCGGGAUCGCAAAAGGCGGCGGUCGCGAAGCAACGAUCGCGAUCGCGAUAGGGAUCGUAAACGAGACAAGCGGGAUAGGGAUCGUGAUCGUAGGGACAGAAAGGAUCGCGGUGAUCGUCAGGACGAGGAUACGAAAGAAAUCCGUAUUAAGGAAGAACCGUUGGAUGAUUAUCCAGACUAUAGCACUACAUUUACGACGUCGGGCUCAUAUUUCACCGCAGUCAAGUACGAAGAUGAUAAUGAUCAGGAAGUGGAAGAGAAAUACCGGAUUCCGGAGAGUCGUUCCGAUCCACCAGCAUAUAAUAAUUACGAUUCCGUACAAGAUUAUUGAUCUCGAACAGUACAUGUUUCUAUCGUAUCCCUUUUUCACAAUAAGCCACCGCUUUAUUUUAUCGUUGCAUUAUCUUUAUUGUUAACAUAAUACUGGCGAAUUAGCCUUUUUAAGAGCGAAUCAAGUUGAACGCUCUUCAACUAUGAAGUAUUCGGACAAAAUUAUUAUAAAUAUCAUAAAAGGAUUACACAAAUUCUGUAAAA